Messenger RNA from Astyanax mexicanus (Mexican tetra), 1945 nucleotides. It is a transcript of the gene pitpnbl, whose product is annotated as phosphatidylinositol transfer protein, beta, like. Gene Ontology annotation, cellular component: cytoplasm. Gene Ontology annotation, biological process: phospholipid transport. Lineage: Eukaryota; Metazoa; Chordata; Actinopteri; Characiformes; Acestrorhamphidae. The transcript has 11 exons. The record is from RefSeq and is a predicted model, not a curated record. The coding region runs from base 132 to 944 and encodes 270 amino acids. Gene Ontology annotation, molecular function: phosphatidylcholine binding; phosphatidylcholine intramembrane carrier activity; phosphatidylinositol binding.
CAUGGUUACCAGUGCAGACCCCAGUGUCCCUUUAAGCCCCCCACUUCCCUGAUGACGCAUCCCAGCGCGUUUGUCCAGUUUCCGCCGACCAGAAUCUGUUUGUUGAAUGUACCGUUCUGUGCAGGUUCGGGAUGGUACUCGUCAAGGAAUAUCAAGUGGUGUUGCCAUGUUCAGUAGAAGAGUACCAGGUUGGCCAACUGUACUCAGUUGCCGAGGCCAGUAAGAACAACACAGGAGGGGGAGAGGGGAUUGAAGUGCUCCGAAAUGAACCCUACGAAAAAGAAGGGGAGAAGGGCCAGUACACCCACAAAAUCUAUCACAUACACAGCAAGGUGCCCAGCUUCAUUCAGAUGUUUGCCCCAGAGGGAGCCCUGGUGUUUCACGAGAAAGCCUGGAAUGCCUAUCCCUAUUGUCGCACCAUUGUUACAAAUGAGUACAUGAAAGAUGACUUUUUCAUUAAGAUUGAGACUUGGCAUAAACCUGACUUGGGAACAACUGAUAAUCCUCAUGGACUCCCCCCUGAGGAGUGGGAGGAGACUGAGGUAGUGCCAAUCGAUAUUGCUGAUCGUUCUCAGGUGGAUGAUGUGGAUUAUAAGCCAGAUGAGGAUCCAGCCCUUUUUCACUCUGAGAAAACUGGCAGAGGACCACUGGGACCAGGAUGGAAGAAGGAGCUUCAUAACAGUAACUGUCCCUACAUGACUGCAUACAAGUUGGUGACUGUGCAUUUCCGUUGGUGGGGUCUUCAGGGGCGUGUGGAGAGCUUCAUUCACAAGCAAGAGAAGAGGCUCUUCACUAAUUUCCACCGUCAGCUGUUCUGCUGGCUGGACCGCUGGGUGGACCUCACCAUGGAUGACAUCCGCAGGAUGGAGGAGGAGACGCAGCGGGAACUGGAUCAGAUGCGUAAUGAAGGAUCAGUUCGAGGAAUGAAAGCAGGAGAAGACUAGAGCAGAAACAACUGAGGAAUGACAAGAAAAACUGGGGCUACUUUUUGUUUUACCUCCUUCAGUCCUCACAUGGCCAAUCACAGUGUGCCGCUUCACCAAGCCCUUCCGAACUGUCAUCUCUUACCCAGGAAGUGUCCAUUAUCAUAUGCGAGAGAGUAUGUGUGUGUAUGUGAGAGAGAGAAAGAGAGAGAGAGAGAGAGAGUGUAUGUAUGUAUGUGUGUGUGUGCGUGCACAAGCAUGUGCACAUGUAAAAAAAAAAAAAAAAAAAAAAAAAAAGUGUGUGCAUUUGUGGCGGUGCAGUUUGACUCUGAACCUCAUCAUUUGCUGCCAAAUUCUUUGGGAUUUUACUUAAAGCGUGUUAAGUAAUGUCAGCGUUUCUUUUUAUAAUUAAGUAUUAUAACUGUUUUAUGGUUUUUGGUUCAUUUCGCAACCAUCAGCUUUUUACUCAGUGUGCCAGUGGGGUCCUAAGGGCCAAGUUUUACAAAACAAAACGGUUUUGGGGACGCAUUUCACUAAACAUGUAUUUCAACCAUAAAUAAAAGACUAAGCGAUUUACUUAUUGCAAUUAAAAUUCAUUAUGUUUAUGAAUUUCUCUGUGGGGGAACUUACUGUACGCUACAAGAGAAGGGCAUGUGUAAUAAAAACUACACAGGUAACUGAAAAAAAAACUAUUAUAACGAUUGCUUGUUUUUUCCUCAUAUGAAUCUCGAAAAGCACGAUGGACAGAGCCUCUGUUGGGCUUUGUGUUUUUUUGGAUUUCUCUCUGCACUGAAGGCUUGUUGCAGUGUAAGCGUCCUCGUUGCUGGGUGAGAGGAGCUGUGUGGAUGAGACUGUUUUUAACUCAAGUGUAAGACCCUUGAAGCCUCUCACACUUUUGACUGACAUGCAGCACGCCACGCCUCCCCACUGGGGUGAAGCGGGUCAGAACUUUUGGAACCAAGUCCGAUUUACAAAAAUGUAACGAAAAAAAAAAUAAAAACAAACAUCAUUGACUGUCACAA